AUGGCCCCGCUUGGCCAUACUGCCAGCGUCCCCAAUGUCCCCGGUCGCAAAAUUGACGACCCGCAGCAGCUCAACUUCCUCCGCGACCAUGUCCGCGAACUAUGUCGUCUCCGACACGCGCGCUUUCCGGGAGCGCAACCCGUCUCGUUUGAAAAGUCGUCGCUCGAUCUCCUCAAGUCAGAGGACUUUUGGGUCUGCGAAAAGUCGGACGGCCAGCGUGUCCUCAUCCUCAUCGUCAUUCCGUCCUCUACCGGCAUCCAAGAGGUCUUUCUCAUCGAUCGCAAAAACGAAUACUACAAGGUCGAGGGUGUCGUCUUUCCGCAUCACACACCCAAGGAUCCUGAAGUGGCUCGGAUGAAUGGCAUGCGCAAUCACACGAUCAUGGAUGGAGAGCUGGUCAUUGACACGGAUGCAAGCGGCAAGCAGAAGCUCGUGCUGUUGCUCUUUGAUCUCAUCGUGCUCGACCGAGAACUGCUAGCCAACCGUCCGCUCAGCAAGCGCUACGGACGGCUCAAGAGCUACGUCUACCCUCCAUACGUCGACUACCUCAAACGCAACCCGGCAGCUGCGGCACGACGCCCCUUUGACAUCCAAGUCAAGAAGAUGGAUCUGGCGUACGGCAUCCAGAUGGUGCUGUACGAGACGGUGCCCAAUCUCUUGCACGGCAACGACGGUCUCAUCUUCACCUGCCUCAACAGCGGCUACGAGAUGGGCACCGACCCCAAGAUCCUCAAGUGGAAGCCGCCAAACGAGAACACGAUCGAUUUUAAGCUCAUCCUCCGCUUUCCGCCAGACCUGGAAUGCGAUCCUCGCGGCAAUGUGCCCAACUUGACCGUCAUGCCCUUUUUCGAGCUGCAUCAGUAUCUCGGCGACUCUGCGAACGAGGAUUAUGAAUUCUUCGACGAGCUUUGGGUGGAGCCAGAAGAAUGGAGGCAGAUGGUAGAAUCCGGCGAGCAGUUUGAUGAUCGCAUUGUCGAGUGCGUGUGGACCGUCGACCCACAACCAGCUACCGAGCCUUACCUCUCACAAGGCCUCAAUCUGCCGCCAAGGUGGCGCAUGAUGCGCAUCCGCGACGACAAGCACCACGGCAAUCAUCGUUCCAUUGUCGAAAAGAUUCUCAAGUCGAUCCGUGAUGGUGUCGAAGCCGACGAGCUUGUCAGCGCAGCACCUGCCAUCCGUGCAGCUUGGAAGACGCCCGAGAGGGAGAAGCGACGUCAAGAAGCAGGACAAGCACCCGCGCCCACCUCGAAUUCAUCCUUGUCCGCCGCCAACCACCACCAGUCUGGUGCGUCUCAAACGCAUGGAUCGCAGCAGCACGAACCGUCCUUACCAAGUGGGGGCAUGGCCUACCAGGGCAUCAAAGGGAAAGCCCCACCGCUCGUGACGGGCGGUCCACCCGGUUUGAUACGAAGGUGA
Messenger RNA from Sporisorium graminicola, 1416 nucleotides. RefSeq lists its product as uncharacterized. Gene Ontology annotation, biological process: 7-methylguanosine mRNA capping. Gene Ontology annotation, molecular function: ATP binding; mRNA guanylyltransferase activity. The record is from RefSeq and is a predicted model, not a curated record. The transcript has a single exon. Bases 1 to 1416 code for a protein of 471 amino acids. Lineage: Eukaryota; Fungi; Basidiomycota; Ustilaginomycetes; Ustilaginales; Ustilaginaceae.